UACAAUGGCAUUCACAGGAGCUAUUUUUCUCCCAUCUGCUUGGUGUCAUUUCUGGACUGGGAAACUAGAUGAAAAACACGUAGAGGAAAACAAAGCCUCAAAAAGAGCCACAGCCGAAAGCUCGGUCUGUUUUCCUGCCCAUUAUUUGGAUUUCUAGACUUCUAAUGUUGAGAAUGGCUUAAAUCUCAGAAACAACAGCACUGAGGUCAAAACUCCCGGGCAGCCAGAUCUCAUGCUGACACACACUUCCAUGCGCUCAAAGCUGACCGAUGCCAAAAGCCGACUUAACGUCUGAGACACCAUGAAGACCCCAAAGAAGAAUAUCCAGCUUUAAAGGAGAAAACUGAAACAGGAAAAAAAAUGUCGGUGGAAGAGCUGUCCGCAAACAAUCAAAACCUUCGGCAGCAAAUUGGUGAGCUGAGAGAAACCGUCGCCUGCCUUGAUUCCGAAAACCGGGAGUUGCUGGUCGAGAACGGAUGCAUCAAAGACCAGAACCGUUGUCUCCAAAGCGCAGCCGACAGGUUCAAGGCCAUGAUUGAGGAGACGCAGAAAAAGGUGGAAGACAUCCGAGGGCGGAUGGACGUGGCCCACCAGAAGAUCCAUGAACUGGAAGUCCAGAACCAGUCCUUGGUGGACGCCAACAAAGAGCUCAGCAGGGAACUGCAGGAGGUCUCCUCGCAGAUGGCCCUCUUCCGAGACUACAAAGCCGCUCAGGAGAAAGACCUGCUGGAGAUGCAGAACCUCUCGGCAGAGGUCCGGAAGUACCUGAAGUUCCUGGAAGAGCGUCUGGAGGAGACGGAGCGCCAAUACCACCUGGAGAAGAGCCGGUCCUCCGAGCUGCGGGACAAAGUGAGCGCUCUUCUCCAGCUGCGGGAGACGCAGAGGAAAGACAUCAAAGACCUCCAAGCCCAGCUGGAGACGUGCGUCCAGCAGGCCACCAUCCUCCGGCUGGACCAGGAGAACCGGCUGCAACUGGGCUCCCUGAUGCACGAAAUCGUGGAGGCCAAGCUGGUGGACGUGGCGUUGAACCAGUCGAAGACGAGGAAGGUUCUGCAGUGGCUCUGGAGUCUGGGCAAAGUCCUGGUCAUCCUGGUGGUCGGCUGCAGCAUCCUCUUGUUCCUGGUCUUGACGUACACCUAUUUUUUCAACCAGGGGUUCAUCUCCGAGACGCUGCUGCUGUUCCUCAGCGAACAGAACAUCGAAAAAAUCGCUCAGGGGUUCUCUCAUUACCUGAUCUGGAGGAAUGAGGGCCUCCUGCCCUUUUGAAAAGCAACCCGUGCAGGUUUCCCCAAACAGGCCAAAUCAAUUUUUUUCUCUCUCUCUUGGAGUUCCUACCAAUUGAUCACAACAGUAGAAAUUUAUGGAUUUAAAAACAUUGUAAGAAUA
Pogona vitticeps (central bearded dragon) is the source of this 1386-nucleotide messenger RNA. The record is from RefSeq and is a predicted model, not a curated record. NCBI's taxonomy places the organism in Eukaryota, Metazoa, Chordata, Lepidosauria, Squamata, Agamidae.